Tachysurus fulvidraco (yellow catfish) is the source of this 1550-nucleotide messenger RNA. Its product is annotated as CD209 antigen-like. Gene Ontology annotation, molecular function: D-mannose binding; fucose binding. The transcript is spliced from 5 exons. Gene Ontology annotation, cellular component: external side of plasma membrane. Bases 105 to 1256 code for a protein of 383 amino acids. Gene Ontology annotation, biological process: biological process involved in interspecies interaction between organisms. The record is from RefSeq and is a predicted model, not a curated record. NCBI's taxonomy places the organism in Eukaryota, Metazoa, Chordata, Actinopteri, Siluriformes, Bagridae.
CACUCUGAUUGUAGUUUUAGACAUCAUAUACCGGUUGGUACAAGUGCUUUUAUAAUUACUGAUAACUACAGCAGUAAAAGAUCAGGAUUUCUGUAAAGAGAAGAAUGGAGAUGAGUGAGGAGAUUUAUCAAAAUGUAGAAGUUGAAUCAAAUAAUAGAGCUGAUUCCUGUGACAUUGAGCAUUCAUAUGAAGAUGUUAAUGUGAAUGAGAACAAUUUGCAGACCAAAAGAGCCAGAAGCUUCAAACAAUCUGAGAGCUCAGGAGGAGAGACUACAAGAAGCCGAUGUUACAGACUGACUGCAGUGUGUUUGCUGGUGCUGUGUGUUCUUCUGAUGACUGCAAUCACAAUUCUGUGGAUCAAAUUCAACACACUUGAUGCUGAAAUCAACACCCUGAAUAAAGAGAGAGAUCUGUUCCAGACCAGAAACAACACCCUGACUAAAGAGAGAGACCAGUUAGAGACCAGUUACAACAUCCUGAUUAAAGAGAGAGACCAGUUAGAGACCAGUUACAACACCCUGACUAAAGAGAGAGACCAGUUACAGACCAGUUACAACACCCUGACUAAAGAGAGAGACCAGUUACAGACCAGUUACAACACCCUGACUAAAGAGAGAGACCAGUUACAGACCAGUUACAACACCCUGACUAAAGAGAGAGACCAGUUACAGACCAGUUACAACACCCUGACUAAAGAGAGAGACCAGUUACAGACCAGUUACAACACCCUGACUAAAGAGAGAGACCAGUUACAGACCAGUUACAACACCCUGACUAAAGAGAGAGACCAGUUACAGACCAGUUACAACACCCUGACUAAUGAGAGAAAUAACUUACAGAGAGAUAAAAAUGAGCUCCAGAGGUUUUCUAAACUGGAAUGGAUAUAUUUCAGCACCAGUGUUUACUACAUCUCUAAUGUAGCUAAGAGCUGGCCUGAGAGCAGACAGGACUGCAGUGAGAGAGGAGCAGGCCUGGUGAUCAUAAACAACAGAGAGGAACAGGAGUUCCUCAGUAAAAUGCGGUGCAGCAGAAAAGCCUGGAUUGGUCUAAAUGACAGAGACUCUGAGGGAGUGUGGAAGUGGCCGGAUGAUACACCACUGACCACUGGGUACUGGGGACGUGGUGAACCUAACAAAUAUAGUGGAGAUGAGAACUGUGUUAUCACAGGUGAAAUGUCUGAUUCUAUCUGGACCUGGGCUGAUUAUCCCUGUCAUCAUAAGUUUAUUUGGAUCUGUGAGAAGACAAUCUUUAACUAACGAAAAGCAUUCAACUGAAUUUACAUUGUUACAUUAUUGUGUCUGAAAAAUCCUCAGCAUCAUAAUGUUGCCUGGUUUUCUAUUUUUCAUUCAGCAGCGACAUGGAAGCAUGAAUGUGGUUUAAUGUGAUCAAUCGUUUUGUUCUGUGAUGACAAAGUGACUUGGUUCACUCAAUGUUAUAUUCUCCCUUCUGUUGGCUUUCUUCUCUGUCCUUUAUUCUGUUAUUAUUUGUAUACAUGCUACGAGAUCACAGAAAAAGGAACAGAAAAAGAAUAAAGUGUCAGUGAACAACAA